GAGCAACAGAUCACGGACAGGUUUGGCACUGUCAGCAUUGGAGGAACAAGCUCUCAGAAGUUGGUCUUACGGAAUAAUUGCACCACCCAAACACUUUCAUUGACCUUGGGGAAUUAGUGGCACUAAAAGCCUUCCAGGUUGGUGUUCUGGGCAGCAACAAAGGCCAGAGCAGAAUGGAUGUGGUACUCAAACCCUGCCAAGAAUUUGCAUUGUCUUUGUUCCUGUGUCCUACAGCAAUUGAACCAUUAAGUGGAACUCUUGUAUGCAAAUUUCGUGGUGUGGUCAACCUCCACAAAUGUAAGAUUCCACUACAAGGAUAUGGAGGAAAGAGUGAGUUGAUGAUUCCUGACAGCUGUGAUGGCAAGCCUCUCACUGUACGAGAGUUGGCACCAGGGUUGCCAGCCAUACUCCAAACUGCAUUUCUGAAUAAAGGAGACAGAGCUAUGUUUUUAAAACUACAAUUAUUUACAGAUGACCAGUGUUCAGAGCUAUUGUCUUUAAGUGACAUCACAAUACAACCUUCAGAGUUUAUUUUAGCACCUAGAGAAAACAGGGAUGUAUUCAUUGUGGUAAAUGGAACAGCUAACAUUUUGGCCAAAACUCCUGGUUGUCUGGGAGUACUGCAAGUUAUAUCCGGGGACGAGAUUCUGCGACGAAGGUUCCGUAGUUCCUUUGCCAGACUCCAGAACAAAGAAGUGAAGGUACGACGCAUCAAUGAUCCAGAUCUGCUGAAGAUCAACUGGGGUGUUGCAUAUAGUAGGGAGAAGGAAGUGCAGGUUGAAGAUGACUGUCUCCCUCCACAACCAGAAGAUUCUGUGAACUUCUUCAAUUCAUGUUCUAAGAUCCAGGUUCAGUUAUAUGGAGAGCGCCAAACAAAUGAUGACGCUUCAAGUACUGUGUUUGCUUGUUUGGAAACUGAGGACACUAUUGGCUCAAUGGCAGACAUCACUGCUGCCAAUGACAAGAUAACAGAAGUCCAUUCCCCACCUGUUCAGGGAUCUGUGUUCCACCUUCCCCACAAGUCACAACCAGCUGCCAAUAUAGAGACAGGGAGAACCAUUACCUGGGAUGUGUUUCCCCAAACUUUAUCUGUUCCAGCGUCUGACAUGUCAACACUGGUAUUUUUCGUCGUCAAUUUCAGUGAAGUCCAACAGAUGUUUGAGGUUUCAUCUGACUGUAGAUGGCUGGACAUUGAGCCUAGGGAAGCCAUACUGCUAAGCUUGAGUUCCGUCAAAGUGUGUGUCAAACUAUCACCUUCUCGUAUGCCUCAGUCAAUUGUCGCACCUCUAACACAGUCUCUUAAGAUUAUGUGUGAGAAUGAGAGCCGGUGUGCAAAAAUUACUGUCCUUCCUACUGGAGGUGGUGAUGAGGAUCUCCAGCCUCAGGCAGUCCCAUCUCUACAGUCCCAAGCUGCACCUCAUCCCCCAACACUGCCUAAGUCAACUACUGGUAACCUAUUCCACAUGAAGGAGGCAUCAACUGAUCCUCAAGGUCAUGAAAUUAAAGCACUUGCUGUGAAAUAUAAUAGCAUGCCAACAGCAAGCAAAACUAGCCAAAAAGUGAGUGGUGACAGUGAUUUGAACCUCAUGGAUAGUGCCAAGAGUCUAGUGGAAGUGGUAUCAGAUAAUGUUAUUUUCCCAAAUACUUCUACAAUGAAAGAAAAUUAUGUAAAAGUGAAGCUGAGAAACCUUGAUGGUGUUAUUCAUACUGUGAAAGCAGAAAUCUCCCAGGGUCCUUUUACAGUCCGUCACACACAGUUCAGGAUUAAGUCUGGCCAUUAUGUAAGUGUUCCUGUUUACUUCAGGCCUCAAACAACAGGACUCUUUUCUUGCCAUCUUAAGUUGACUGUCCUGGAGGAUAAGAAAGUCCUCACAGUUCAACUUUCUGGAAGAGCAGUUCAUUGAAAUUCACCACUUCUUUAUUAGGUAUAUAUUAAGAUAUCCAUUAAAGUAUAUUUUUUGCAUCCAGAAACUCUUGUAAUGGUGUAUCUUAUGUAGUGAGACUUGGGAUUUACACCAAGUCGUAUCUCAAAAAUUUUAUAAUUCCUGUAAAUCUGUGAUAAUUUUCUUACUGUUUAUAAGGAUAGUGUACAAGUUUGGCUGCUUACUAUUUUUGUCAGCUGUGCUUAAUAAUUAUUUAUAGGAUAGUAACAUUUAAGUGUUAGUGAGGUUAUCGGAUGCAUUUAAAGGGGUACAUACUUUCUUGUAGCCUAAUAUUUUGGGGAUUUACUUUAUGAAAGGUUUUCACUGAACAGUAGAACCUCAUUGUUUCAUUGUAUCUUAUCAAACACUGCUUUAAUACCUCCCCAAUUCUCUGGGGAGGUAUUAAAGCAGUGUUGAGAUAAGAUACAGGCUCAUAGAUGAAGCAGAAAGACCAGCAUAUAAGCCAGUAGCUGUUAAGUCAUAAUAUUGCGAUAUUUUAUUAAAUCUUUUAUUUCAGUCACCAGGACUGUAGUUUUAAAUACAUUUAUAAAAUGAAAGUUAAGCUGUCUGUUACAGUAGUUGAUCUUGAUAUCGUAUGUGAGCAGAACAGAGGGGGAAAUGAUCUGACACAUUAGAUAUUUAAUGUGGUAGCAGUAAUUUUGUAGCCCAGUUACUGUUUUACAUUAAUUCUCAGAUUUUUGUAUUUCCUAUCUUGUUUUAAUUACCCCUCAUUGAUAUCUGUCCUCAUCUUUCCCAGGUUCUUUAUUUUCCCCGUCAAUACAUUUGCAGAGUUAAAAUUCUUUUUUCAAAAUUAAUUAAAUUUCCAAGCUAAAUAACAUUAAUUUUUGAAAGCCAAACAAAGCAGCAUAAUUUUUGAGGAUAUGUUUCUGUAAUUGGAGCUUAUUUUCAGUGCAUGAAAGUAUUGGAAUCUUAUAACUACUGAAUUACAGAUGGUAAUUCAAAUUGUUUUAAAAAGUUUCUGCAAGUUUCCACUUUGCUUUAUUUAAUUAAAAGAAAUUGCAGCUUGUAAUGGCAAGAUCAACAUAUAGCAUCUGUGUGAAGGAAUGAGUUUCUGCUGAUUAUUUUUGUUUCAAAACACUACAAUUUUGUAAUAUACUGUAGUGUAAAUUUUUAGAAUUUUAAAAGCGUUAACCCUUGAGCCCCAAUCCCAUUUUCAGUUCACUAACCAUUUUUGUGUUGAAUAUUAUGGAUUUAAUAAAUUAUAAAUGCUUA
This is a messenger RNA of Homarus americanus (American lobster), 3155 nucleotides long. RefSeq lists its product as uncharacterized. Lineage: Eukaryota; Metazoa; Arthropoda; Malacostraca; Decapoda; Nephropidae. The transcript has 11 exons. Gene Ontology annotation, biological process: centrosome-templated microtubule nucleation; mitotic spindle assembly; protein localization to centrosome. The record is from RefSeq and is a predicted model, not a curated record. Gene Ontology annotation, molecular function: protein kinase binding. Gene Ontology annotation, cellular component: centriole; cytoplasm; pericentriolar material. The coding region runs from base 174 to 1904 and encodes 576 amino acids.